Messenger RNA from Gossypium arboreum, 604 nucleotides. RefSeq lists its product as uncharacterized. NCBI's taxonomy places the organism in Eukaryota, Viridiplantae, Streptophyta, Magnoliopsida, Malvales, Malvaceae. The record is from RefSeq and is a predicted model, not a curated record. The transcript is spliced from 3 exons. The coding region runs from base 106 to 441 and encodes 111 amino acids.
AUCUUCAAAAGAGGCGCUAAUCAAAAUUGUUCCAAACGCUGUCGUUUAGCAAACCUCUUCCACCUUAAACCCAGAAACCUCUCUUUGCUUCAGCAGAAGCUUUCGAUGGCGUGCUUCGUUUCCUUAAGCUUCUCAAUUCCUCCUUGUUCUCUUCCAAACCCACUCAAGGUUAGAUAUCCAAAGAAAUCAGCUUCCUGCAGACUUCCAGGCCUGGGAAUCACCAAAACAGCAUCCUAUUUUCUGGCCCUCUGCAGCUCAAACACAACCAUAUAUUCUGUCAAUGGUGAACAUUAUCUGACUACAAUGUCAAAGCCUUUUGAUGAACUUGUUUCAUGUAAUUUGAAUGCAAGUUCUUCUACCCGUAUCGUUAUAAUGGGUUAUUGGGUAGGACCUGAUGAUGAUGAUGGUUGGGGAUUUGUAGAAGCGUCUAUAUGUCGAUAGGGAUAAUCAAUUCUUUGCAAACUUGCGUGAAUCUGGUGUUUUCCAAUUUUGUUCAUCCUUUUCAGAUACUUUACAGUUUUUAAGGAACAAUAUGUAUAGCUUGGUAGGCAUUGUUUACUACCAAAAGUAAUGAAAUUCUUGACAUAUGUUUUUGUUUUUCAAA